UAAAAAAGCCUCCUGCAUCUUUUAGUGUGUAGGGCAGGGAUCUGGGAGACAUAACUGCCUUAUAUCAACUGACUUGUCUGCCGAUUGAGUGCUGCAGCCCUUGGACAGGAACCUUGCAAUUCUGUGUUUGUUUCUUUGCACUUGAGAACAUUUGCUUAUUGGGUUUGACUGGUCAAUAUUCAGGAUGAUAGCUGCCCAGCUCCUGGCCUAUUACUUCACCGAAUUGAAAGAUGAUCAGGUCAAAAAGAUUGAUAAGUACCUGUAUGCCAUGCGGCUGUCAGAUGAAACGUUACUGCAUAUUAUGUCUCGCUUCGGAAUAGAGAUGGAAAAUGGCCUUUCAAGGGACUCAAAUCCAACAGCAAUUAUCAAGAUGUUGCCAACCUUCGUAAGGUCAAUUCCUGAUGGAACAGAAAAGGGAGAUUUCAUUGCGCUGGAUCUUGGUGGAUCUCAUUUUCGAAUUCUGAGGGUAAAGGUUUCUCAUGAGAAGAAGCAGACAGUUCAGAUGGAGAGUGAGAUUUACGACACCCCCGAGGACAUUAUACAUGGAAGUGGAACUAGGCUUUUCGAUCAUGUUGCCGAAUGCCUGGGAGAUUUCAUGGAAAAGAAACAGAUCAAAGAUAAAAAGCUUCCUGUCGGAUUCACCUUCUCUUUCCCAUGCUUACAAUCCAAACUAGAUGAGGGUGUUUUGCUUACAUGGACCAAACGUUUCAAAGCUAGUGGUGUGGAAGGAAUGGAUGUGGUGAAACUGCUAAACAAAGCCAUCAAAAAAAGAGGAGAUUAUGAAGCAGAUAUCAUGGCUGUUGUGAAUGACACAGUUGGGACUAUGAUGACUUGUGGGUUUGAUGACCAGCGGUGUGAAGUUGGCAUUAUCAUAGGUACCGGGACAAAUGCCUGCUACAUGGAAGAGCUGAGACACAUCGAUCUAGUGGAAGGUGAUGAGGGGAGAAUGUGCAUUAACACGGAGUGGGGAGCUUUUGGCGAUGAUGGGUCCUUGGAGGAUAUUAGAACAGAGUUUGACAGAGAGAUUGACAGGGGUUCAAUAAAUCCUGGAAAACAGCUGUUUGAAAAAAUGGUGAGUGGCAUGUACAUGGGCGAACUUGUCAGACUUAUUCUAGUAAAAAUGGCCAAAGAGGGACUUCUGUUUGAAGGGAGAAUCACUCCAGAACUCCUUACUAGAGGGAAAUUUGAGACCAAGCACUUGUCUGCCAUUGAAAAAAAUAAAGAAGGUUUAAGCAAAGCCAAAGAAAUAUUGACCCGAUUGGGGGUGGAACCCUCCCAUGAAGACUGCAUUGCUGUACAACACGUGUGUACUAUUGUCUCUUUCCGAUCUGCUAAUCUGAUCGCAUCUACAUUGGGAGGAAUCCUUAACCGUCUUCGAGAUAAUAAAGGGGUACCCAGGUUACGAACCACUGUGGGCAUUGAUGGAUCCCUAUACAAGAUGCAUCCACAAUAUGCCAGGCGCUUACAUAAAGCUGUGAGGCGUUUGGUUCCCGAAUCGGAUGUGCGCUUUCUGUUGUCUGAGAGUGGCAGCGCUAAGGGAGCCGCCAUGGUGACUGCUGUAGCUUACAGGCUGUCCGAACAGCGCAGACAGAUGGAUGAGACAUUAGAAGAGUUCAAUCUCACUCGCGAACAAUUGCUGGAGGUGAAGAGAAGGAUGAAAAUUGAAAUUGAGAAUGGACUAAGGAAGAAGACACAUGAAAGUGCAAAAGUUAAAAUGUUGCCAACUUUUGUUCGGAGCACCCCAGAUGGCUCAGAAAAUGGAGACUUCCUGGCUCUUGACCUGGGAGGAACAAACUUUAGAGUUUUGCUUGUCAAGAUUCGGAGCGGCAAAAGGAGAACCGUAGAAAUGCAUAAUAAAAUCUAUGCCAUCCCUACAGAUGUCAUGCAAGGAACCGGAGAAGAGCUUUUUGAUCACAUUGUUCACUGCAUAUCCGAUUUCUUGGACUACAUGGGAAUUAAGGGAGCUAAGCUUCCCUUGGGAUUCACUUUCUCGUUUCCGUGCAAGCAGACAAGUCUGGAUGCUGGUAUCCUACUAACCUGGACCAAAGGAUUCAAGGCUACAGACUGUGAGGGAGAAGAUGUGGUAUCUCUUCUAAGGGAAGGAAUUAAAAGGAGAGAGGAAUUUGACCUGGAUGUAGUCGCCAUAGUGAAUGACACAGUUGGCACAAUGAUGACCUGUGCAUAUGAAGAUCCAAACUGUGAAAUUGGUCUCAUAGUUGGAACUGGCAGCAAUGCAUGUUAUAUGGAGGAAGUCAAGAACAUAGAAAUGGUGGAUGGAGAAGAGGGGAGAAUGUGUGUCAAUAUGGAAUGGGGGGCCUUCGGUGACAAUGGAUGUCUGGAUGAUAUUCGCACCGUUUAUGACAAGUCUGUCGAUGAAUUGUCAUUAAAUUCAGGAAAACAGAGGUAUGAGAAAAUGAUCAGUGGAAUGUAUUUAGGAGAAAUUGUACGCAACAUUUUAACCGACUUCACAAAAAGAGGAUUUUUGUUCAGAGGUCAAAUUUCAGAGGCACUGAAAACCACAAGCAUUUUCGAAACGAAAUUCCUGUCACAAAUUGAGAGUGACAGGCUAGCUCUGCUCCAGGUACGAUCAAUCCUUCAGCAGCUGGGUUUGAACAGCACCUGUGACGACAGUAUAAUUGUAAAGGAGGUGUGUGGUGUUGUGUCAAAGAGAGCGGCACAGUUGUGUGGUGCGGGAAUGGCAGCUGUCGUGGAUAAAAUACGAGAGAACAGAGGACUAGAUCACUUAGACGUCACAGUUGGUGUCGAUGGAACACUGUAUAAAUUACAUCCACACUUUUCUAGAAUCAUGCACCAGACAGUUGCCGAUCUUGCCCCAAAAUGCAAUGUCUCCUUCCUUCUAUCUGAAGACGGCAGCGGCAAAGGAGCGGCCCUGAUCACGGCGGUGGGCUGCCGACUUCGUGAAGCCGAACAAAACUAAUUCCCGAGCAUCGUGAUGUGUGUUUUCCUGCCUUUUUUUCAGCACUUUCAUUUCAAGCAGUAACUGUAAAAAGGCUGAUGCCUUUCACUGAUCAUAGGAAAGUAAAGGGGAAGCCGAGCAGACACACAGGAAGUGCGUCCGCUUCAGCAACCUCUGUUACAGAACUCUCGUCUGCAUCACUCUCCAUCUAACAACUUCUUAGGCCAUUAAUAUGUAAUUUAUUCUUUUUGUUUUAUACUUUAUUUAUCGGUUUGUGAGAUCCCUAAAGCGGUCAUGUUUCAUUUCAUAAAAUGUGUGGUUAUUGGGUUGGUCGCAUGGUCUGUUUUCAGCUGUUGCAGAUUAAAAGUGAGAAUAAAAGUUCAAUAUAUUUAAUUCAAAAUGUAUCAAGUAAUAUAGGAUAAGGAUAAAAUACACUUAGAUUUCAAAUUUUUAUAUUUUUCCUGACAUAUAGAAUAUUCUUUCUUGUCCUGCACCCUGAAGUGUGAAGUCUCUGUCUUUACUAUCAGUUGAGUAACACAGAAGCAGGGGUUGAUUUUCGCGAAAUGAGUGAAACCACUUUAGAGCCGGGGUGGCCAGUAUCUACAUACAACUACAGCUCCCAUAAUGCUUUGCAGUUCUUACAGCAGGUAUGGGGAUUGUAGUUUUGCAACAACCAAGGCCACUUGUGCUUCAGAGUGUAUUUUGCAAGAAUUUAAUUGACAAGUUACACGAUAAUAAUAAUUUUUUUUUUUUUUUUUUUUUUUUAAACACAAGACGAUAUAAGAUUCCUAAAAUGUCCAAAACGGGACAGCCCACCUUUACAGAACAGGAAGUAUGUGGUGAUUCCGGUGUCAAUAGCUACGUUGUUAAUCGUACUUAAAGCCCAUUCUUUGUUUUGUUUCUGUCAAAACAAAAACAAAAAAGUCAUCCAAAAUAGUCUUGCAAAACGUUUCUGUUGAUCUCCGGUAUAUUGCAGGACCUGAGAAAACCAAGGCUCAAACACUUUUAUAUGAAUAUUAUGUUGCACUGUGUUUGGAUGUGUUGAGAUAGGUGUGAAUUUCAGUUUUUAAAUGUCUGUGUUACAAAAUGAUUGCCUAACAUAUUGUUAAAGUCAGAACGAAGCCUAUUUACCACACUAGAGUCACUGUUAUUUAUCAACUGAAUAAACUUUUGCAAUGUG
Messenger RNA from Pelobates fuscus (common spadefoot toad), 4097 nucleotides. RefSeq names its product hexokinase-1. NCBI's taxonomy places the organism in Eukaryota, Metazoa, Chordata, Amphibia, Anura, Pelobatidae. The transcript has 18 exons. The coding region runs from base 185 to 2938 and encodes 917 amino acids. The record is from RefSeq and is a predicted model, not a curated record. Gene Ontology annotation, cellular component: cytosol; mitochondrion. Gene Ontology annotation, molecular function: D-glucose binding; ATP binding; mannokinase activity. Gene Ontology annotation, biological process: carbohydrate phosphorylation; glucose 6-phosphate metabolic process; intracellular glucose homeostasis.